Lymnaea stagnalis (great pond snail) is the source of this 2091-nucleotide messenger RNA. Lineage: Eukaryota; Metazoa; Mollusca; Gastropoda; Lymnaeidae. The record is from the annotation of a GenBank genome assembly.
GAUUCAACAAGAUGGAAGACACCCAAAGUCUUCUUUUGUUGGGGAGGACAGGUAAUGGGAAGAGUUCAACGGGAAACACCAUUCUAAAUAAAACUGCGUUUAAACCUCGGAGUCCGACGACGUCCAGUAACGAUGACGUCAUGAAACACGACGAGGCCGAGGUGGAUGGGCUGAACGUCAAAAUCUUUGAUGGAACGGGCAUCGGGGACGCCGACUCCGACUCAAGGAAGGAGAUAACUUCGCUGAUUAAAGAGAUUCAGGACACAGUGUUCCGAUGGGUGGUGAGUUUCACAGCGAUUAUCCUGGUACUGAAGUACGGCGUGCGGUUCACCAAGCAAGAGAAGGACGCGGUGGAACUGAUCAAGUCCUUGUUUGGUCAGGACGUCCUGAAGAAAUGGGGCGUCAUUGUCAUGACGCACGGGGACAAUUUUGAGAUGGACAAUGAGGAUAAUGACGGCACGACUUUCGACGACUGGUUCAAAAAACAAACAGGGGACAUUCAAACUUUGAUCACAGAGUGCGAUAACAGGUGCGUGCUCUUUAACAACAAGGAAAAAGACGAGAAUAAAAAGCGAGCUCAACGUCAUAUUCUCAUGGAAAAGGUGAAGGCCGUCAGACACUAUCCUUACACAAAGGACGACUUCGACAAGGCGGAGAACGAACGAAAGAGACUGAUAUUGAAAAGUCAAAUCCCUUUAUUACAAAGUGAAACGAAUGAUAUUGUCAGCCGAGCCAAUGAACUCGUGAGAGACAUAGACAGGCGCAUGGAUUGGCAACCGGAGGAAUGCAAACAAAAUCUACUAUCCAUGCAGCGGCAACUUCAAAGUCACCGGGAGCGCCUGGAGAACGUGGAUCAAGGUACGGGAAUAGUGAAAUCCCUUUUAACACAGAUUAGCGUGGUUGAGAUGAACGUCAAGUCCAAGAUGAACCAGUGCGAGAUGUCCAUUACCGAACAGCGACUUGAAAAACACAUCAAGAACUCUGAGGAGAGGCGCAUCAUUGGGGGGCGUGGCGGUACGUCAUGUGAAACACUGUGGAACAUGCAUAAGGUUGAGAUUUCCCUCAUGAUUUUUAUUGCGGCCGUUGUAAUAAUUGCGGUUUCGGUCGGAGUAUCGUACGGUUAACUCUGCAUGACUUCCCACGUGUCCAUUAAUACUUUACAAAUAUCGCCUAUGCUAAUAUUUAGUUGCCGUUUUGAUCUGAUGGCUCUAAGUUUCUAAUGAUGCAAAGCAUAAAAUGAACUUUUCUUUUCGAUCAAACGAUUUGAAGUUCUGUCAAAGUUUGGUACACAUUUUUUAAAGUCCUGCGAAACUUUCAUUUGAAUUUAUUUUCAUUGAUCACUUUUGCAUCGAUGUUUCAAUUUUAUGUUGUGGAGUUAUUCUCUAAAUUGUAUUGUGGACAAAUUGAAAUGUGAUACUUUUUUUUACUCUUUUACCACUGUUUGUAGCAUGAUAUUUGACACCCACAUCAUUAUAUUAUGACCUUUGACCUCCACACUUUAUAAAACAGAAAUUGUUUACCUUAGACUUAAAAUUUGUUUUUUUAAAAAUGGUUUCUUUUUCCGUCAAACUUUUUGAUUUACAUUUUGAAUUAUGAUAUUAUUUCUGGGUGUCAAAAAAAAAAUUUAAGCUGUCAGUUUGAACACCUCUUAGAUGACGUGUCUCUUCAACAAUGCGCUACUUCUUACAUUUAAAGUUGAGCUUGAUAAUAAUAAUAUUAAGAUAGUAGGUGUAAGAACCGGCAAGGAUGAGGUAAAGGGAACGAGGGAUUACGGUAGCCUCAAUUAAAAAAAAUUACAGCUGAGUUAUCCGCACACAAUCAGCUGAUUUUUCCGCACACAAUAAGCUGAGUUGAAUCUCUUCGUGUUUAUUCUAGUUUAGAGAGGUGGGACAUUGGGAGACACUAAUUUAAUUGAUGUAAAAUGCUUUAGGUCAAUGUAAAACAAUAUACCUACCUUGCUUUUGCGUAUUUAAAAUUGCAUUUAUUUUACUCCAGGUUGUAUUACCCUCUGAAGUAUUUUUAAAAAAAAACAAACAGUUGCUAGUUGUUUUACUUACUAUACAUUAUUAUGUAGAUUUAGCCAGAUAGCCA